This is a messenger RNA of Sugiyamaella lignohabitans, 1659 nucleotides long. RefSeq lists its product as uncharacterized. Gene Ontology annotation, biological process: phosphatidylinositol dephosphorylation. The record is from RefSeq and is a predicted model, not a curated record. The coding region runs from base 1 to 1659 and encodes 552 amino acids. The transcript is spliced from 2 exons. Gene Ontology annotation, molecular function: phosphatidylinositol-4,5-bisphosphate 5-phosphatase activity. Lineage: Eukaryota; Fungi; Ascomycota; Dipodascomycetes; Dipodascales; Trichomonascaceae.
AUGAGCAAAGACGCGGUGAAUUUGCUGCUGCUGACGUAUAAUCUCGGGAAGACGAGACUCGAGCCGAAGUACUUCGCUGAGGAGGUGUUGCUGCCGGCGCUGGUAGGCCGGGGGAGUCAGUUGCCGGGUGCCAGUAGAAGUUCUGGUAGUGUUUUUGGAGCUGGAACUGGUUCUGGUACUGGUUCUGGUUUGGGAGUUAGCGGUUUUGGUGGGGAAACGGAUGGAAAUGGCACGGAAACGGGAAUUGGGUCUGGUGGGUCAGUAUCAGCAGACUCAACUGAGAAUGGAGUUAGUAGUAGUGGAAGUUCCGAGACUGAGCCAGAAAUCGUGGCAAUUGCACUCGAGGAAGUGGGUCCGAUCAUGAACGGGUGUUUUGGCGACCUCGACGAGUACUUAAGUCCCAUUUUGAAGGGUGUAGAGACUGCUCUGGACAGGUACAUUCAGCAGCGAAUCGAGUCUACCGGUGCUGGAAGUGGUAUUGUUCACCAUGGGAGAUACAUAAGAGUGGCUGUUCAUAGCUACGGUGCCAUUGCUCUGCUUUUAUAUGUGUUUGUGCCAGAAGGAGCUCAGACUCCGGUGCUCAAAGUGCUCACUGCGUCGACCGGUGUAGGUUACUUACGGUCCAGUCUGAAGGGUGGAGUCGGCAUUCGAAUCGAACUCGCGAACCCAGUUGCUGAUAGUUUUGCUCCUGAUAUAGCUACUGACAUUUCAGUUACUGAUUCAGUAACUGAUUCAGGCGCCAUUUCUACUGCUCACUCGACUAUUGAGUCUGUUAGAGCGCCUAGUGAAGCUGGAGCAUCUGGUUCAGAGUCAACCACUAAAACCAUUCUGACUUUUGUAGCAGCUCAUCUCACUGCAAAUGAAGGAAUGGUGUACUACCGCAACAGAGACUUUCUCGACAUCGUCACGAUGCUGGAUUUCGGCGAUGGCUACGGUGCGUACCAUCCACAAUCGCAUCUUUUUUUCAUGGGCGAUCUCAACUAUCGUUCCAUAGAAGACCCUUUUGGCGUUCCAGGAAGUAAUACCGCCAGCAACACAGCAUCAACUACUACUCAUAACACAGAUCGGUCUGAAGAAGAAACCAGUCUUCUUUCUGAACUCGGGUCCUCGUCUAAUGCAGUAUCACGAUAUAAACAAGUCGACGAACUGACAAUUGCACGACGUCAGGGCGAUGCUUUUAACGACACAGCUCGUGAUGGCUGUUUUUUGGGUUGUGUAGUGGCAGUUGAAUUGCCAGUUGAACCGGUUUCACUGGUGGCAGCAGCUGCAUCUGUGAUCUUUUCUUUACCCUUGUUUUUGCUCUUUUGUUGCGGACUGUCAGAAAACUCGUUCUCCGACUCGUUUUUGUCCUCUUCGUUGCCUUUAUCAGCUUCAGCGUCAACUUCGCCAGAAGCUUCAGUAGCAGCAACAGCUUCAGAUGUAGCUUCAGUAGCAGCAACAGCUUCAGAUGUAGCCUCAGUAGCAGCAUCAGCUUCAGAUGUAGCCUCAGUAGCAGCAUCAGCUUCAGAUGUAGCCUCAGUAGCAGCAUCAGCUUCAGAUGUAGCUUCAGUAGUAGCAUCAGCUUCAGAUGUAGUUUCAGUAUUAGCUUCCACAGUAGUUUCGACUUCAGCAUUAGCUUCACCCUCAGCAUCGGCGUUAUCUUCACCAGUUGCAGUCUGA